Molecule: messenger RNA, 771 nt
Organism: Dryobates pubescens (Downy woodpecker)
Lineage: Eukaryota; Metazoa; Chordata; Aves; Piciformes; Picidae
Gene: PERCC1
Product: proline and glutamate rich with coiled coil 1
Exons: 1
Coding region: 32-736 (234 amino acids)
Source: RefSeq, a predicted model, not a curated record
UCCAGGUCCCAGGGUGCCCCUGCGUUCUGACAUGGCCACGGGUGUCAUCCGGCCCCUGGCUGAGCUACGGCUGCCCUCACCCUUCCCACAUGGCCUGCUGCUACCCACACACCCUGAGCCAGACUUUCCCGACCUCUCUGAGGAGGAUGAGGAGGAAGAGGAGGAGGAGGAGGAAGAAGAGGCAGUGGAGGAGAGCUUGAGGUCAGAGUUGGCCAUCCCCAGCACCGCUGAGACCACCAUACGGCUCCUGAAGUUUUCAGAGCUCAUCAGCUGUGACAUCCAGCGGUACUUCGGGCGGUGGGGACAGGAGGAGGCCACUGGCAGCCCUGGCGUGCCCGAGGACUGUGGCUUGCCCCAAUGCGCUGAGGCCCAGCCCGAGGCUGAGGCACUUCGGGGCAGCCCCGCAGCUGUGCACCGGCUGGGGCCGCUGGCUGAGCUCUUCGAGUACGGCGUGCACCGGUGCCUGCCACCCCGGGGAGCUGGCAGCAAGACACAGCGUCUGGAGAGGAAGUAUGGCCACAUCACCCCCAUGCACCGGAGGAAGCUGCCGCCCUCCUUCUGGAGGGAGCCAGGCCCUGGUCCCACUGGCCUCCUCCACACCAGCACCCCUGACUUCAGUGACCUCCUGGCCAACUGGACGGUGGAGCCGGGGCUGGAGCUGCCAGGCACUGGGAGGGAGCUGCCAUCCGACCCAGGCCGACCAGGGCUAGAGGCCGAGCCCUUCACUGGGCUGUGACCCCACUGUGGCCCUCGGGGCCCCUGGCCCCGCCA